AUGUCCAAAUUCACACCGCCACUCCCCCCCUUUUCCCCUGCCGUUUCCUCGCUUCCGUUUCCCCCUUUCCUUCCCUCCGUUUUCCCCAUCCCUUCCCCAUUUCUUCGCGCCGCUGCGCACCUCCCACACUCCAUUUCCCCUCCCUCUCCCGGCUGUCCCUCCUUGUCCGUCUUUCGCGGCGCAGAAAGUGUUGCUGGUGGGCGACUCGAUGAUGUCCAACUUUUACGAGGCGCUGCGCUCCUCCCACACCCGCACUACCCCCCCCCAUUCCCCCGCUGUCCCCCCUUUUCCCCUGCUCUCCCCCCGUCUCCGUCGCGAUUGGUGCAGAAAGUGCUGCUGGUGGGCGACUCGAUGAUGUCCAAUUUUUACGAAGCGCUCCUCUGCGCCAUCCACAUCGGCGGCUUCAAGGGCGAGCCCUACCAGCGCAACACGGGGGGCGUGUUCAAUGUUAAAGGCGUGCGCUUUCCCCGCAUGGGCAUUUCCAUCGAGCACCUCUUCUCGCCCUACCUCGUCUACGCGAUCACGCGCGGCGCCCAGACCGCGAACGCGAAGGGCGGCCACGGCUACGACGUCCACGUGGACAAGAUCCAUCCGACGGUCGCGAAGAUCCUUCCGGAAUACGCCAUGGCGGUCUUCGCGUCGGGAGUUUGGUGGCAGCAGAACGUCCCGCGUCGCAAGCAGCCCAACGUCUUCUUCGUGAAUAACUCCCCGAAGAACCUCUCGAAUCUCGACGCGCACGCGUGGGCUCUCAACACGCUCAGCUCUUAUUUGAAAACUUCCAACUACGGUGGCGUGCCGUAUUUUAUUUCGUUCUCGCCCCACCACAGCGGCAUGGGCAACCCGCAAAACGGAGUGUAUCAGGGCACUUCUGCUGGGGGAAAACCCGCCUGGGUUGGCGCAUGCGGGGCGGUGAAACCCAUGUCCGAACAGUUGGCGAUAAAGGAUUACUCGUUAUCGCUCCCGACGUCCGAAGCGUACAUGACAACUCAGAAAACAGCACUGAUGGGUUCGACUCUACGGUUCCUCCAGGUUACCAGCCUGAGCGCGAUGCGACCUGAUGCGCAUCAGGGACCUUGGUUCAAGAGGAGGCCUUCGUCUGGUCCUGGUUCGCCAGCUGGCAACGGCGAGUCUCCGUUUUCAGGGGACUGCACGCAUUGGUGCUUGCCAGGUGUGCCAGACGCGUGGGUGGAUAUGAUGUAUGCGAACAUGCUUCGCGAACCAUCAUUGGCAGGAAAGAAGUUUUAG
This is a messenger RNA of Closterium sp. NIES-65, 1245 nucleotides long. Lineage: Eukaryota; Viridiplantae; Streptophyta; Zygnematophyceae; Desmidiales; Closteriaceae. The record is from the annotation of a GenBank genome assembly.